AUGGACGGCGACGACACCAUCACCGCUGAGGUCUGCAAGGAGGCUGACAUUGGGGAUGGAGAGCUGUGGGACGUGAUGGUGGCUGGCUACCCAGUGCUGCUGGUGAGGAACAAGAAGGAGUUCAGGGCCCUGGGCAGCAAGUGCCCCCACUAUGGUGCCCCACUCAGCAAAGGAGUCUUGAAAGGGGAGAGGCUGCGCUGCCCCUGGCAUGGCGCCUGCUUUAACAUCAAAACUGGAGACAUCGAGGAAUACCCUUCUCUGGACUGUCUUCCCUGCUUUAAGGUAACAGUGGAAGAUGGAAAGGUAUUUGUUACAGCAAAAAAGAAGGAUCUUGAAAGCAGCCUGAGGGUGAAGGACACAAGCAAGCGAUACCUUCUCAACCGGGAAACGAUGCUGCUUCUGGGGGAGGUCACAUCUCUUGUAGGUGUGGCUGCCCUGGUGUGUGCAGAGACACUUCGCCAAGAGGGCUUUACUGGCAGGAUCAUCAUGGUCACCAAAGAGAAACAUGUUCCAUAUGACAAGUCCAAACUGAGCAAGGCAAUGAACUUGAAAGCUGAGGACGUCUACCUGAGGAAACCUGAAUUCCUUGAUGCUCACGGCAUAGAGCUCUGGACAGAGAAAGAGGCAGUGUCGGUGGAUUUCCAGAAGCAGAAGGUCUGCUUCAUGGACGGGUCCUCUCAGAAGUACAAUCAGCUGCUCAUUGCAACAGGCAGCCACUCCAGCUUCCUCAAAGUCCCAGGUGCAGACCUGCAGAACGUGUGCGUUCUCCAAACCCCAGAAGACUCUAGCAAGAUCUUAGAGCUGGCAACUGGGAAGAAUCUGGUGAUCGUAGGAGCUUCAUUCAUAGGAAUGGAGGUAGCUGCCUUCCUCUCCGACAAGGCUGGUGCCAUCUCGGUGGUGGAAAAAAAGGAGUUCCCUCUCCAGAAUGCGCUGGGUCCUCAGGUUGGAGGUGUCGCCAUGAAGAUGCUGCAAAAUAAAGGGGUGAAGUUUUACAUGAAAACAGAACUCUGUGAGCUGAAAGGAACGGAUGGAAAGGUGGCAGAGGCUGUUCUUGCCAGUGGAGAGAAACUACCUGCAGAUGUGGUAGUGGUGGGAAUAGGGGUAUUCCCCAACUCAGCAUUUCUGAAGGGCACCUCCAUCGCCAGAGACGACAGUGGUGCCAUCCUGGUGGAUCUGCGCAUGCAAACCAACAUCCCAAACGUCUUCGCCGCGGGGGAUGUGGUCUCCUUUCCAGUAGCGCUGCUCAAUGGGGACUGGUCCAGCAUCCAUCACCAACAGGUGGCCGAGGCCCACGGUCACAUUGCUGCCUUAAACAUGCUGAAGAAAGAGAAGGAGUUGCACACUGUUCCCUUCUUCUGGACCACGAUGUUUGGGAAAAGCAUCCGCUAUGCAGGCUGCGGGAAGGGAUACACCGACACUAUUGUGAAGGGCAGCCUGGAGCAACAGAAGUUCCUGAUCUUUUACAUCAGGGACGGCUUCGUGACUGCAGCUGCCAGCCUGAACUGUGACCCCAUGGUGUCUCUGAUUGCAGAAGUUUUAUACUUGGGGAAACAAAUCUCUAAAGAAGAAGCAGAGGCCUGCGACGUCUGCAAUAUACCCUCGCUAGCAGAAACCUAAGCUCGGUACAUGCC
This is a messenger RNA of Gymnogyps californianus (California condor), 1631 nucleotides long. Its product is annotated as apoptosis-inducing factor 3-like. NCBI's taxonomy places the organism in Eukaryota, Metazoa, Chordata, Aves, Accipitriformes, Cathartidae. Gene Ontology annotation, molecular function: flavin adenine dinucleotide binding; 2 iron, 2 sulfur cluster binding; oxidoreductase activity, acting on NAD(P)H. Bases 1 to 1617 code for a protein of 538 amino acids. The record is from RefSeq and is a predicted model, not a curated record. Gene Ontology annotation, cellular component: cytoplasm. The transcript has 18 exons.